Nothobranchius furzeri (turquoise killifish) is the source of this 4868-nucleotide messenger RNA. RefSeq names its product jumonji domain containing 8 (gene jmjd8). The record is from RefSeq and is a predicted model, not a curated record. Gene Ontology annotation, cellular component: cytoplasm. Lineage: Eukaryota; Metazoa; Chordata; Actinopteri; Cyprinodontiformes; Nothobranchiidae.
GGAAGUCAGAAAGCAACAGUUCACGCUUGGCGAUAAUGGAAAAAAAAUGAAGCUCGGACAGAAGUUCCUCUGAUUUGAGUGAAACUCACAGCAGAAGCUUUUUUAUGGGAAACAAAGCAGUUCAGUUUGUAGUUUUGUGUCUGAUCAGUGGCCUGAGAGCUGAAGACGGAGGAUGGUCGCGGUCUUCAGAGCUCAGGUUAGAAGAUGAAGGUCUCUGUAACAUCGAUGUUCUGGAAGGAUCGGAGCUGUCACAUCAGGACUUCAUUAACAGAUAUGCUUUCAGCAGACCGGUCAUCCUCCGAGGUCUCACCGACAACACCAAGUUCAGGUUUUUGUGCUCCAAGCCAAGCUUGCUGGCAGCGUACGGGUCCAUGAAGGUGAGGCUCAGCACCGCCAACACCCACUCAUAUAGGAAAGUGGAUGUUUCCUUCCAGCACUAUGUGGACGAAUUGCUGAGGCCUCAGGCUGCAGAUGCUCUUGGCAGUGAAACUCUGUAUUUUUUUGGAGACAACAACCUGACAGAGUGGCAGAAUUUGUUUGAUCAUUAUGAAUCUCCGCCGUACGUCCUGCCGCGCACCAGCGGAGCGUACAGCUUUGGGAUUGCAGGUCCUGGAACGGGGGUCCCUUUUCACUGGCAUGGUCCGGGAUACUCAGAGGUCAUCUACGGGAGGAAGCGCUGGUUCCUUUACCCGCCUGAGAAAGAGCCUCACUUCCAUCCAAACCGGACCACCCUGUCGUGGGUGACAGGCACGUAUCCCAACCUGCCGGAGGACGAGGCUCCGCUGGAGUGCACGAUCCGACCCGGAGAGGUUCUGUAUUUUCCUGACCGCUGGUGGCACGCCACCCUGAACCUGGACACCAGCGUCUUCAUCUCCACAUUCCUGGGAUGAGCUCGGAGUUCUGACAAACCUCCAGGGUUCUGUCCCGUCUCAGACUAACGGGAAGGAAAACUGUAGUUUUCCUCCAGGGGCACAGCCAGCUGACAUUAAUGUCAUUUAAACCAGAUUUUGUUUGUGUGUAUUUGGUGGAUUAAUGUUCAAUCUUAUUUCCCUACAUGAAUUUAAUAGGAAGAUGUUUUUAAAGGACUCUGUACCAAAUGUGUGGAGAAUAUAGGCAGAAACUAGCCUGGCAAGCCAGACUAAAUAAUACAUUUAUUUAGUCUGAUUUGGUGUCAUUUUCACUACAUGCAGCAUUCUUCUUAACACAGGUCAUUACAUCAUCUUUUGCAGUAUUCUUCAGUUUCUCUCCAAUGUUCCCGAGAGGGCUUCUGGAUCUGAUGGGCUUGUCUUCACUCUGUUCUCCUCCAAUCCCAUCUUUCCAAGCCAGGGGUGGAUCCAGGAGUGGGGCCAGCCAACCUGACCUUUUGCCCAGUUCUGUCCUCUUGUCCCUGUGACCCUUGUGUGACCCUUGUUUCUGACCACAGUUUUUUGACCUGCAGCCCAGCUCCUGUCGGCUGGCUGAUUUUGCUCGCACAAGCCAGUCCAGUGUGGCUCACCUUUUGACCCCGUACUUGCCACUGUCUUUGGCAUGUGGGGACUCGCAACAAGAGCUGGGUCAAAGGUCACGCCAAGAUUCCUGACAGAAGGUUUGGUGUGGGAAGCAAGCUGACCAAGAGAGUCUCUGACUUUGGGAACCAGCUUGUCUGGGGCACAGAUGAGGAUCUCAGUCUUAUCUUCAUUCAGCUGAAGAAAGCUCCCAGCCAUCCAGGUUUUGAUAGAGUCUAAGCAGGUGUGUAACAGCUGCAGCUUAGACAUCUCAUGGGGCUUAAAGGAGAUGUACAGUUGGAUGCCAUCUGCAUAAAGAUGGUAGGAGAUUCCUUUGAAGGAGCUCAGGAUGUGCUGAAGAGGAAGCAGAUAGAGGGAGGAAGACUAGAGGCCCCAGCACAGAACCUUGUGGGACACCAUGGGUAAGGGAGGUGGUGGAGGACCUAAACUUGGAGAUGGCGACAGAAAAGGAGCGCUCAGAGAGAUAAGAGGAGAACCACUCCAGAGCAGAUCCUGAUAGGCCUACCCAGUCUCUCAGCCUCUCCAGUAGCAGGUGAUGGUCAACAGUGUCAAAGGCUGCAGUCAGGUCCAGCAGGACCAGAACAGAACAGUCCCCUGCAUCACUGUGAGUCAGAAGGUCAUUAGAGACCCUAAGAAGAGCUGUUUCAGUAGAAUAAGCUCUAUGAAAACCCGACUGGAAGCUAUCAUAGAUGUUAUAUUCAUCAAGAGCAGCUGUGAGUUGUUUAGCCACAACCUUUUCCAAGAUCUUGGAGAUGACGGAAGUUUAGAGAUGGGUCUGAAGCUGCUAUGGAGAGAGGGGUCGAGACUCGGUUUUUUAAGAAGCGGGUGGAUUACAGCGUUCUUAAAGUAAGCAGGGACCUGACCAGAAACCAGAGAAGCAUUAAUUAUAGAGAGCACACUGGGACCGAUGGACUGAAAAGCACUUUUAAACAAAGAUGAGGGUAAGAUGUCGAGGGGGCAUGCAGAGGUCUUCAUAGAGUUAACUAGUUUGGUUAACUCAGGCAAAGAAACAGGAGCAAAGCUAUCUAGGAUGACGGGCCUGGUUGGAGUCGGGAGAGGCAGCAAUAAGGCUGAAGGAGAGAUGCUAGAUCUAACCUUAUUGACUUUGUCCACAAAGAAAGACAGAAAGUUCUCACAGUGUAACAUGUACUGUUUAACCAUGAAAUUUAAAUGUAAUAGGGUAAAACCCAGUGCAUUUAACAUAAUGCUGCACUUUAGAAAAUGGGUUGAAAUAUAACAUGUUGGUGGAGCUGGGUUCCGACUAUCGGCUUGUGGAGCUCUCGGGAGACCUCUGUUUUCCACCCGGUUCUCCCCUCCUCGCAGCUCGGCGCAUCUCUGUCUGAUCGCGGCUUCUGUCUGCUGUGCGGGCUGCUGGCUUGUGGAGCUCUCGGGAGACCUCUGUGUUCCACCUGGUUUUACCCAGCGGUCAGCCCGGCGUAUAUCUGACUCAGAAGCUCUGGUGUUGUGCACAGUUAACUCCUGUUGUGGCUAGGUUGCUACCUCCGUUAGCUUAGCUCCCACCUCCGCGUUAGCUUUGGGUUAGCUUCAGGUUAGUUUGUAGCUAGUUCGACCGGGUGUCGUCAGUUGAUCCCAGCCUUACAGCCCCACCCUCAGCUCCACCUCUCUUCCCUUUUGUGGAAUUGUCUGGGCUUGACGGAACCUGUGACACAGUCAAAAUGGCGGUGGUGGCCACCUCCCAUUUCCCCUCAAAAACGUGUUAUUGGAGGCUAUGGAAACCCAUUGUCCAUAUAUGUAUAUGCCGAUGUCCAGCACCGGUACUGUGGCAACUGAGCGUAAACUUCUGAUCCCCACAGCCUGGAGUCACCUGGUGCCAUUUAAAGUCACCAAACGGGCCACCGUUGAUGUGAACAUCAGACAGCUCAUUCAGUCAACCAUAACAGAAACAGACUCGCCUGACAGAAGCCUUUUCCUCUAUAUCAGGACCAGCACACAUCAUUUUGGUUGUGAUUAAACCGUAAGCAGCAUUGCGCUCAGUGUUGUGCACCACGGGAACGUUCCCCUCCUCCAGAGUCUGGGAGGGUUAAACAUGGAAAAUAAAAAUUAUUUUGCAAAAUUAAAACAUAACAAAAUAAAACAAAAGUCAUGUUUUACUAAAUUAAUUUUAUUUGUUUUAAAGAUAAAAUAAAAUUAGGUUUUUUUUGGUGAUUAACAUCCCUUUCUGUUUUUUAGUUUCAGACCAGAAGACUUUCUGCUCAUGUUUUACUUAUUUAAUUUCAGAGAAUGGAAGAGGCUGUAGUAGCUGGGACAGUGACUAAUGCUAAUAGAAUCAGUAUAGGGCAGAGCGUUCCCCCAGCCACUCACCCAACAGCUCAACCCGCCAAAGAAGAAACUUUCCUCUGUAGCCAAGCAGAUCAGAUGUAGGUGAUCAUCAUAGAGGACAGCUGGAGCAGGGCGAUGUCACCUUCAUCAGGUGAUCUAGGUGGACUAUCCUCUCACCUGAAGCAACGCUUAAAAAGCAACUGCAAGCACUUUCAAACAGACUUGAAUCUGCACCGAAGGGCCUUGAGUGUCUGUUAGUGCACCCGUCCCCCCUCUCUACUGUCCACUCCUUGUUCCUUCCUCUCCAUGACUGAUGUCAAGUUGUUGUUGUUGUUGUUAGCCUCUAGGGCAACAUGCCGAUUAUCACUUGUAUGUUGCUUUGGACAAAAGCAUCUGCUAAAUACAUAAACAUAAAACUAUUGGAACACUGGUGGAGCUAGCAUCUGAUACAAAUUACAUCAAGGCUGCUGACAGGUUGAAGUUACAAAGUGAAAAUGUGACAUUAGUGAUGACACUUUAGAGUGGGUGGAAUGACUUUGGAUGUGGAGACGGAAAGAUAUCUUCUCAGGUCAGAACAAAGACACCUACCUGACACCUGCUUCAUCGGUGGGCCACCCAUGACACCCGCUGGUGACUGAUGAAGCAGGUGUCUAGUAGGUGUGGACAGAUACAUGACCUUGUCUACGCUACUCCAUGAUGGUGAAACAUCUUUGUUUUCAGGUCAUGUGAGAGUUGUUUACAGACCCCCAUGUUACUACUCUUUAGACAAUAUUCAAAGAAGAGGGAAACUUACAAUUGCUCCCCUUAAGUACUAUUUCUCACAACAGGAUUCACCUGUGUUCCCAUUCCCAAAUUUAUGUACCUGCAUAAUUUUGUUUAAACAAUUGUUUCACACUUUCUGUAAAUCCAAAACUUUGUUUCACUUCUCAAAUAUCACUGUGUGUCUCCUAUAUGAUGUAUUUAACUGAACAUUUUUUGUAACAACCAAUGGUUUAUACAGGAGAAUCAUGAAGAGUAACAAGGCUGCCCAAACUUUGGCACCCCACUGUAAAUAAAUAAACAAAUUGCCUGUUGUAAAAACAA